GGUGAGGCCGGUGCGGGGGGGCGUGAUGCGCAGGCGCGCGUUGUCGCUGUGCGUUGCGUGGUACGCGUGCGCGGCGUGGUGUGCGUAUGCAGUGUUCGCCGCGACCGCCGGAGGGCGCGAGCUACGUGUGCUGCAGGCGGACGCGCGCGCCACGUUCUUCGUGGGCAUCGCCGCGCCGCCCUCGGCCGCCGCCGUCGUGCGCGCCUUCAAUCACUCGCUGGCAGAGAUAUCACACACGUACCUCGCUGGCGACAACCCACUUCAUCUACGAAACAUCACACUACAGCCUCUAUACAUCGAGCUACCAGAAGAUGAAAGGUUCAGCGCGCGAUUAUUGGAGCAAACUUGCUCUGCGGUCGGCGGGCGGCGUGUGGCGGUUCUAUUGGUUUGCGGUGGCGGUGACGCGGCAUCCGCUGUUGUGUCGGCAGCGGUACGCGCCGGCGUCCCCGUAAUACGCGCUUCGCCUUCCCACUUACAUCUCUCCUAUACCAUCGCUAAUGAAAUGCUUCCUUUGGAGAUAAGGCUUGAAAUUACCGCAAGAGAAACAUUGCAUGCACUCAGGGCCACGCUUUUGCAUACACAUUGGCAUUCUUUUACUUUACUUGCCGUUGAAGAUAUCUACUCAACGUUCUCUUUGAGAAAAGAUCUAUCUUCAAUUCUUACCACUCAACCACUUAAUCCGAAAUGGCUUUCUCUCCCUACAAAAUAUUCCCGCCAUGCUCUUUUCAGGAGACUUGCUGAGGUUUCAAGAUUAACCCGAGGAGUCGUUGUCUUGAUAUGUGACAUACAUUACGCUAAACUUGUUAUGGAUGAGGCCAAGCGUCUAAAUAUGCUUGAUGGACAUUUUUUCUGGCUAUGGAUUGAUGCUUCCACUGAGUUUGAUGUCUUCCAUAACAUUGGCGAUAGAAAACAAUAUACAGAUAUUAAUGAUCAAGACAAUGAAAGCUUUGGGGCCAAGAGUACCGCAUUAAAACAAGAAGACACACUUGACCGUUACAGAAGAGAUGAUCCAGACAAUAAUUUCAUAAAGGAUGCAAAGGCAGGCAAUAUAUCAAGCAAAUCUAUUAAUUUAUCUGAAAAAAUAUUAAAUAAUGACGAUGGAAUUAAUGUAAAGAAUAGUUCAAUAAAUUCAAUUUUUCGUCGUACUAGUAGAAAUAUAAAUAAGUCGGAAGCGCACAGUGUGAACAACAAAUUAUUAAAUAUAAAUAUUAGUCAGUCAUUUGACAGUAGUCGCAAUAUUAGUUCAGAAGGUGUUAGAAAUUAUUAUGUAAAUAACAAAGGCGUUGAAACUUCUAAAAUCGAAAAGAAUUCAAUUGAGAAGGGAAAGAUGUCCUUCCUUAAUAGAGAUAAUAGUAGACGUAUUAGUUUUAGCAAAAUGAAAAAUGAAUCUUUUAAUAAAUAUGUAAAUAGCAUAAAUGUAGGUAGUGUGAAUGACGACGAGAAUUCGUCGGUAGGAAAACUUAUACAUAAUAAUAAUGAAAAUAGUCCACUGAAAGAUAAUAUAUUACUCGCAAGUGAUAUUAGUGAUUUCUUAAUGAAUCCCACGGUGCAAACGUCUAUAAUGCAUAAUGUAAGAGAUAAAAUGGAAAAAAGAAAAGAUCAUAAUUUUAAAGAAGAAGACGUGAAAGACUCUGAAAGAAACCAAUCCCAAAAUAAUAUUUCCGAAAUUUUUAAUAGUCUCCCGGUGGGUUUAUUGGCAUUGCAUCCACAACCUAUGAAAAUUGAUCCUACAUUCAUUCGUGCGGCAGUACGAAUGGCAGUUGGGGCUUUGCGUCGAGUACUGCAGGCAUGUGACGCUUGGUCAGCUCAAGCUCAGUUCUUCAGUGAUGCGGUUGCAUCUUGUUGGGAUGAACCUAGUGACGCUGCGGCUGAUUUCUCUACAGAAUUUGUUAGAGAAACUCGAAUAGCAUCUGCUGCUGUAUUAUCAGGAGGUACAGGACGUUCAGAAAGAACACUUACAGCUUUCUUUGCUCUUCUGAAUCUAGUACCAGGGCUAGACGGUGAAAAUACAUGGAGGCAAGUCGGGCGAGUUGAAGGCCGCAAAGUUAGUCUUCAUACUAUUGUAUGGCCAGGUGGACGUCUAGUAGCUCAUGGACAGUCAGACGGUGCACGCACCAUUUUUCGGAUUGUUACUGCUCUAGCUCCACCUUUUGUAAUGGAAGGAGAACUUGACGAGGAUGGUCAAUGCCUUCGAGGUUUACCUUGUCACCGUCCGCAAACUUCUGAUCGUGAUAAUCUCACGCUUGCAUUUAAUGAUUUAGACAGAGACACAGAUCAAGAAACAAGUGAUUUCUUUUUCCCCACUCCUAAACCUAUGUACUCUAAAAUGGCUACACAUUGCUGUUAUGGUUUAGCUAUGGACCUUUUAGAAAAUAUAGCUCAAGAAUUGGAGUUUGAUUUUCAUUUGUAUAUAGUAGAAGAUGGUUUAUACGGAUCGAGAAAACUGGUGAAACCAUUCCAUAAAUUUAAUGAAUAUAGGAGUACAACAAAUGAAUUUUUAUUAAACCAGCAAAGCUAUCGUUCUCAAUACCGUAAUGGAUAUAAAUUAUAUAGUGAAGACUAUAUGUUCGGAGAUGAUCCAGAAGAAGAUCCUGAAAAAUGGACUGGUAUUGUAGGUGAUUUAGUUUCUGGAGCUGCUCAUAUGUCAUUUGCAGCUCUAAGUGUAUCCUCAGCAAGAGCAGAAGUAAUAGAUUUCAGUCAACCAUAUUUUUUUAGUGGAGUUUCAAUAUUAGCUGCACCAAAUCAAAGACCUGAUAUACCUUUACUAGCAUUUCUUCUACCUUUUUCCCCAGAAUUGUGGAUAGCAAUAUUUACAUCACUUAAUGUAACUGCAAUCGCUGUAGCAAUUUACGAAUGGUUAUCACCCUUCGGGUUAAAUCCUUGGGGUCGUCAAAGAUCAAAGAACUUCAGUAUAUCAAGCGCCCUUUGGGUGAUGUGGGGUCUCCUAUGUGGACAUUUGGUCGCCUUCAAAGCCCCAAAAAGUUGGCCUAACAAAUUUCUUAUAAACGUUUGGGGUGGUUUUUCUGUGAUAUUUGUCGCCAGUUACACUGCCAAUAUAGCCGCCUUAAUAGCCGGAUUGUUUUUCCAUAAUGCCGUAGACGAUUAUCAAGGACGAAGUAAUUGGCUUUCUCUGCGUGUGGGAACAGCCAAAUCAUCUGUAUCUGAAUACUAUGUCCAACGCAAUAAUCCACAGCUGGCACAACAAAUGCGUCGUUAUGCGCUUCAAGAUAUUGAAGAUGGUAUACAACGGCUCAGAAAUGGCACAUUGGAUCUUCUUAUAGCAGACACACCUGUUUUGGACUAUUAUCGUGCUACUGAUCAUGGUUGUAAACUGCAACGCGUAGGUGAUCAUACUCUUGCUGAGGAUACAUAUGCGAUCGGUAUGGCAAAAGGAUUUCCUUUAAAGGAUAGUAUAUCGGCGGUCAUAGCUAAAUAUUCAUCAAAUGGAUACAUGGAUAUUUUAACCGAAAAAUGGUAUGGAGGUCUACCUUGCUUCAAACUCAGCCCUGAUUAUGGAAUUCAACCAAAACCACUAGGUGUGGCAGCGGUGGCGGGCGUGUUCAUUCUACUUGGAGUGGGAAUGAUCGUUGGCUGCCUCAUAUUGAUUCUCGAACAUCUGUUUUAUAAAUAUACAUUACCGGUCCUACGGCAUCAACCCAAAGGAACUAUUUGGAGGAGCAGAAACAUUAUGUUUUUUAGUCAGAAACUAUACAGAUUUAUAAACUGUGUGGAGUUAGUGUCGCCUCAUCACGCUGCACGAGAACUAGUUAAUACCAUUCGUCAAGGACAUUUCACUUCACUGUUCCAAAAGAGUGUGAAAAGGAAGGAACAUGAACAACGCAGACGCCGCAAAAGUAAAGCACAAUUAUAUGAAAUGAUACAAGCUAUACGAAGGGUGCAACAACGUGACCAUUCUUUGGGCUCUAUAAAAGAACAAGAGCCAGCAGAAACAACUGAAGUAUCAGAAGAACUAACUGAGUCUAAAUUUCUAUCGCCAUCUCCUGAAGUUCCAGCACGUUCCCCAAGACAAGGUCGUUCUCCACGACAACUUCGUUCACCAAGAGGACGUCGAAAAAGAUGUAGCCUUGCUGGUCUCAAUGUGCGAAGAUUUAGCACAGACUCUGUACUUGAUUCAGAGUCGGUGUCCGUUUCCAAUAUAUAUGAGCGAACCAGUCUCAAUAUAGGCAGAAGACUAAGUAGAGACAUCAGCUGUCUAACAAACUCACCACCUGAUAUUAACAGUCGUCUGAGAACGCCAUCACCUAUGGUCAGAAGAGCUGAAGGCUCGUCUACAAGAUCUUAUCAAGAUGUUUCAGAGAGAUCUGAUAACUAUAUAAGUAUAGACGGACCAACAUCUAGAGCUAGUGUAGAGAUUUUAGUUUCUGAAGAAAGUGACUUGCCACCAGUACCACCAUAUCCCAGAGUACCACCAAUGGGCGCGAGAUCAGAGCUGUCGCAAUUAUCUGAAGAAGAACUUAUAAGACUAUGGCGAAGUUCAGAGCGUGAAGUUAGAGAAGCAUUGUUGGCAGCCUUACAAGAAAGACGCGCCAAUUUAGAUCCAAAACAAGAUCCUGGAUGAAAAGCAGUUAACGGUACAUUUUUUGGAAAAAAAUGGUCAGUAGAAUCACUUAGAAUCUCUCAUCGCUGCAAGACAAGAGAGCGAUAAGGAGUAUCGACAUGAAUAUGUGCAGUGGUUGAGUUAGUGCCUUUUUUAUAUUGUUUGAUGCGGACACGUCUUGCAGGCGUUAGUUAGAAAAUCGGUGUUCAUUUCAGUGUCUUGCUAUUAUUAUUAUAUUUGAAGGGCUGCCUUAUUUUAACAUUUAAUUGCUUCACAAUUUCUGGGUCCGCAUCAAACAAUCUAAUGAAU
Molecule: messenger RNA, 4867 nt
Organism: Galleria mellonella (greater wax moth)
Lineage: Eukaryota; Metazoa; Arthropoda; Insecta; Lepidoptera; Pyralidae
Exons: 14
Coding region: 26-4579 (1517 amino acids)
Biological process (GO): ionotropic glutamate receptor signaling pathway; synaptic transmission, glutamatergic; modulation of chemical synaptic transmission
Cellular component (GO): postsynaptic membrane; plasma membrane
Molecular function (GO): transmitter-gated monoatomic ion channel activity involved in regulation of postsynaptic membrane potential; NMDA glutamate receptor activity
Source: RefSeq, a predicted model, not a curated record